AUGUUGCCCACACCAGUUUCUUUUUCUCGGCGCCCUUUUCGUAGAGAAGGGGGAUCUCUUGACAAAUCCCGUCGACGGAUACUCGACAGCCUUCUCACUCGGGCUCGCGUCACGAACCUGGCCGUGCUUCUACUGGCAGCAUUUUCUGCCAUUUCAUUCCUUGUAAACCUCUCCUUGUACUUCUCAGCUGCACCCACACCCGACUCCCCUUUGCCUCACAGUAUCGUCUCCACUAUCGCACGGCACAGGGCGCUUGCGAAUCUGAAUCAUCUGGUCAUCGUGCCAGGACAUGCCAUAUGGAGGGGUGCCAAUUCUGCCUCACGGUUAGAUGUGGAUGAUUGGGUUUUGGAGCCAUACCAACGAGAAGGAAAUCGAGUCGAUACUUUCUACCGACAUAUUACACGUGGGGCGGAGAUUACCUUGAAAGAUGAACAUGCGCUUGUUGUUUUUAGUGGUGGACAAACGCGAACCAGUUCAACGACUACCGAAGCAGAAUCCUACUUGCGACUGGCUUUGAACUCCAACGUGUUUGGAGAAUCAACCUUCUUUUCUCUAUUGCACGCUUUCACGAGUACCUCUGGCCACUAUCCAGACCACAUUACAGUUGUCGGAUAUGAAAUGAAGCGUGCCCGAUUUACGGAUCUCCAUCGUGCUGCAGUGCAUUGGCCCAGGGAGAAAUUUCACUAUAUCGGUAUUGACCCACAGGCUGAGGAAGCCAGUGCUCUUGCUAGACAAGGAGAACAUCAGAACGGGUAUCUUCCCUACUCAAAAGACCUUUACGGAUGCCACUCGGACUUGCUGGCGAAAAGGAAAUCGCGAAAUCCCUUUUCCCGCUUCCAUUCAUACUUAACCUCUUCUCCGGAAUUGAGGGAGUUAUUUGAGUACUGCCCUUCCCCGAGUACGACUAUCUUCCAAGGAAAGCUUCCAUGGGAUUGA
Desarmillaria tabescens is the source of this 936-nucleotide messenger RNA. RefSeq lists its product as uncharacterized. NCBI's taxonomy places the organism in Eukaryota, Fungi, Basidiomycota, Agaricomycetes, Agaricales, Physalacriaceae. Gene Ontology annotation, cellular component: cytoplasm. The transcript is spliced from 5 exons. The record is from RefSeq and is a predicted model, not a curated record. The coding region runs from base 1 to 936 and encodes 311 amino acids.